Actinia tenebrosa (Australian red waratah sea anemone) is the source of this 2198-nucleotide messenger RNA. RefSeq names its product T-complex protein 1 subunit gamma. Gene Ontology annotation, molecular function: ATP hydrolysis activity; ATP-dependent protein folding chaperone; ATP binding. Gene Ontology annotation, biological process: protein folding. The record is from RefSeq and is a predicted model, not a curated record. NCBI's taxonomy places the organism in Eukaryota, Metazoa, Cnidaria, Anthozoa, Actiniaria, Actiniidae.
UCAUCUGGUUGUCAACCAACACGUGCAGGCGGCAGCCAUAUUGRAUUUUACCGGUGAAAUUUCGACCCUAAAAACCUUAGAAAAAACAUAUUAAAUCCUAACAAAGAUGUCCGUAAUUGUUCUUAAUCAGAACACUAAAAGAGAGUCAGGAAGAAAAGUUCAGCUUUCUAAUGUUCAAGCAGCAAAGACUAUAGCAGAUGUCAUUAGAACAUGCCUUGGUCCAAGGGCAAUGCUUAAGAUGUUGAUGGAUCCCAUGGGUGGUGUGGUGAUGACAAAUGAUGGUAAUGCUAUCCUAAGAGAGAUUCAAGUACAACACCCUGCUGCUAAAUCAAUGAUAGAGAUAAGCAGAACCCAAGAUGAAGAAGUUGGUGAUGGUACUACCUCUGUCAUUAUACUCGCUGGAGAGUUCAUGUCUUUUGCUGAACCUUUCCUUGAACAACAGAUGCACCCUACACAGAUUAUAACAGCAUAUCGCCUAGCAAUGGAUGACCUUGUUGAUAUUCUUAAAAACCAAGUCAGUGUACCUGUAGAUGUUGGAGACAGAGAAGAAAUGUUAAAAAUUAUUAGGAGUUCAGUGGGUACGAAAUUUAUCAAUAAAUGGGGUGACUUGGCGUGCAACAUAGCUCUAGAUGCUGUCAAUACAGUUGCUCUCGAUAGAGGAGGCAGAAAAGAGAUUGAUAUUAAGAACUAUGCCAAAGUAGAAAAGGUACCUGGUGGUGAUAUAGAAGAUUCAAGAGUACUCUCUGGCGUUAUGAUCAACAAGGAUGUAACCCAUGGCAGAAUGAAAAGACGCAUUGARAACCCUAGAAUUGUGCUUUUGGACUGUAACCUUGAGUACAAGAAGGGAGAAAGCCAGACAAGUCUAGAAAUCUCUGGUGAAACAGACUUCAACCGAAUUCUAGAGCUUGAAGAGGAGUACAUCAAGAAGCUGUGUGAUGACAUCAUUGCUGUUAAGCCUGACCUUGUGAUUACAGAAAAAGGCAUUUCAGAUCUUGCUCAGCAUUUUCUGAUGAAGGCAAACAUAUCAGCUAUCCGUAGAGUCAGGAAAACUGAUAACAACAGGAUUGCACGUGCCACUGGUGCUACUAUUCUUAAUAGAACUGAUGAGCUUAAAGAAGAAGAUGUUGGAACUGGUGCUGGUCUCUUUGAGAUUAAUAAAUUUGGAGAUGAAUAUUUCACUUUUAUUACUGAAUGCAAGAACCCCAAAGCCUGUACUAUUUUACUUAGAGGAGCAAGUAAAGAUAUCUUGAAUGAGGUCGAGAGAAACCUUCAAGAUGCUAUGAACGUUGCUCGCAAUGUGAUCCAAGAUCCAAGGCUUGUCCCUGGAGGUGGUGCUUGUGAAAUGGCUUUAGCUCAUGCAUUAAUCGAGAAGUCCAAGUCCGUAGCUGGAAUCCAGCAAUGGCCAUACCGUGCUGUGGGUAAAGCACUAGAAGUAAUUCCCAGAACUCUUAUACAAAACUGUGGAGCUAACACUAUCAGAACCCUCACAGCACUUAGGGCCAAGCAUGCAACUCCAGGGAAUACCACAUGGGGUGUUAAUGGAGAAACUGGUGAAAUAGUGGACAUGACUGAGCUAGGAGUCUGGGAUACUUACUCUGUUAAGGCCCAAACAUUUAAAACUGCUCUGGAGACUGCCAUGUUGUUGCUUCGUAUUGAUGACAUUGUCUCAGGAACCAAGAAGGCUUCCGGUAGAGAGGGUUCAGAAUCUGGUGCKGCUCCUACUGCAGAAUAAUAACAUAUUUGCUUGAAUGAUGCACGAGAGCUUCACUCACAUAACAUGUCUAAUAUUGAUGUGAGAGCACCUGCUAGCAAUGUGCUCUGCCACAAAAUCGUUUCACCUUGAGCAUUGAAUUGCAGGGCUUGAAAUAAUCGUUGGUAAGCUGCCAGUCAUGAUGGCCGGCCAAAUUAGUUUUAGCUCAGUCAUACCUUGUUUAUUGCUUAACAUUACUGGUCAAAAAGACUGGCAAUGCAAAGAUCUAAUUCUGGGUUGACAUUGUCCGACAUCAAGCCAUUAUUUUAAGCCCUGGAAUUGUGUUCUCAAAUUUGAAAAAGUAGUGUGCAUUUCAGGUAURAAAUGUAAAAAACAUUUGUAAGAAAUGAGUGCUAGAUUUGCUUUGGCUGCUUGACUUUGUUUUAUGAUAUAUUCAUCGUUCAAUCAAAGUCUAAGCCAUCACCAAUAAACUAAUUACAACAGAAAA